GCGAGAGAAAAUUAUUGUGCCGGAGGAGCAAUUUUGGAUCCCGAUCCAAGCGUGAGCAAGUCCAAUAAAAACAAAGUAAACAUAACUGAGAAACCAGACUCGGCUGCUCCGCCGCGCCGAGAAAACAAUGGCUCUAUUCCGCUUGAUUUUGGCGGUUACUUUAUUUCUCACUUGCUUCAUCUCUCUCUCACCAGCUUUCCAAUCCGAUGAGCUUCUCCUCGACGAUGAAGAAUUCGGUCUCGAAGGCGGACGCCCUCAAUCCCGUUCAUCACCUAACAUCGCCGCCACCACCACUAUACCUACUCGCAAGAGGAUUCCAGACUCCGCUUCCGAUUCCAAGAUCCAGUUCACACUUGAACACGCUUUCGGAGAUUCUGAUUUCUUCGAAGCCGGAAAUUUCUCCGCUCGUCUUAAAACAUGGAGUCACGGUGCACAGACACUGACGAAGCUGCGGUUCUCGCGAGAUUCUUUCACUGAUGAUGAGAAGAAUAAGUUUCAAGAGCUGUUGAAAGGAGAUGAUUUCUAUAGGAUUAGACUGCCAUCCAAUGUUUUGAGCCCUCCUGGCAGGGAAUACGUUGUUUCUUCAGUGAAAGCUAGAUGUCUUUCAGGGGAUGGUUUGGAGGAACACUUUGUUAUCAAUACGGAAGGUGUUAACAUCUUGGCUGUCAAUUAUGGUGCUCCCGGGGCUUGCCCUUAUCCCCGGCAACUGAAGCUUCCCGCGAAGUGGUCUUUCAAGUCACACACGCUUUUGAAGAACGCUGAACAGGCACCAAGGACACCAAUAUUUACAGAAGAGGUAUUUGGUGGAGAGGGGAUACAAGGUGAAAUUGUACAGCCAAUAGAAAGAUCCUUUUGGGCUAAAUACUGGAUGUAUUUGAUCCCUCUUGGACUCAUUGUAAUGAAUGCUGUUACCCAAGCAAUGAAUAUGCCUGAGGAACAGGCUGGUGGGCAAGCUGGGGCACCGCCACAACCAGGAACUGCAGUACAGAGGGGAUCGAAUUCUGGUGUGCGCAGAAGAUGAUAAUUUUGGUUUCGUCUACUCUAAGAAAACAUUAUUUAGGGACACUGAUCAUGAAUGAAAUUUUAGAUUUUUCUUAUAUGUAACAUUUCAAAAUAAUUUAGUUACAUAUAUUAUUAGCUCUGUAUUGGCCAACUUUAAAACAGCAGGGGUAAAAUUUUCCAGUUAGUUUGAGUAAUUUAUUUAAGUCAACACGAAAAUCCAGUCUGGUUUCUUAUGGUUUUGGUGAUGAUUCUGGGGCUAUGUUAUAUGAUGCGAAGAAAUAUUAAAUAGUUUUUGAAUUUAUGAAGUUUAUAGGUUUGGUUAUGUUAA
Messenger RNA from Vicia villosa (hairy vetch), 1330 nucleotides. RefSeq lists its product as uncharacterized. Lineage: Eukaryota; Viridiplantae; Streptophyta; Magnoliopsida; Fabales; Fabaceae. The transcript is spliced from 8 exons. Bases 128 to 1021 code for a protein of 297 amino acids. The record is from RefSeq and is a predicted model, not a curated record.